Messenger RNA from Symbiodinium pilosum, 939 nucleotides. The record is from the annotation of a GenBank genome assembly. Lineage: Eukaryota; Dinophyceae; Suessiales; Symbiodiniaceae.
AUGCACUGCAUUAAGCCCUCACCUGAGCUGGUACAAACUAGAAGUGCUGCCAGGUUCAAAAAGCCCGCACAGGCUCCAGAUCUCUUGGCGGCAGAACCGCAGAAAGUUAAGAGCUUUGCAAGCACGGUCCAACCUGGAAUAGAGCAUCGGCCCUUCUCCGAUGAAGAGAUCAAAGAGGCAUUUGCGACGUUCGACCUCGAUAACAAUCGCUUUGUUGGCGCCGCAGAGAUCUCGCACAUCCUCAAGUUGAUUGGUGAGGAGGUGUCUCAUCAGGAGAUCGAUGAGAUGAUCCGCAUGUGUGACACAGACGGAGACGGACAGGUCACAUUUGACGAGUUCUACAAGAUGAUGACAACGCCAGCACCACCACUGCCUCCCGAGGUGAGAUCCACCAAGAAGAAGCCCUACUCCAGCAAGCUGGGUGGAGCAAAGAGGUAUGUCAAGCAGCUUACAGAGACGGGCCCAACAUCUCUGGAAAAGGCCACAGCGGAGCUCUCGAAGAACAAGGGCGACUGGCGUGCGCAGCAGAGCGCUGCAGCAGAGAUGAAGCAACAGCGGGCCACCAGCGUGGAGCAGCUUAUCCACAAGCUCUCUGGCGGCAUGGGGAAGAUCAAGCCCUCGCAGAUCAAGAAGAUCUACAAGCGCUUCGGGGAUAUCGAUGUCGACAAAAGUGGAGCCAUCGAUUACGAAGAGUUCAUCCAGGCCAUGGACAUGGAAGACACAAACAUUGCAAGGCAAAUGUUCAGAGUCUUCGAUAUGGACGGCAGUGGCAUGAUUGAGCUGAAGGAGUUCAUCGUUGUCCUGUCACGAUACACAGCGGUUGGGGCUCCAAGACAGACGAGUCAAAUUCCAACACUGUACAUGUGGUUUUCACGGUUCGUGUUUCAAUUUCGUAGCUUCGAUUUCUUAUCCUCCCGGCCCGCUCGACCUAGUAAAUGA